UGGCGCGCAUUCAGUGGAUCAGUGGCCCGCAAGUCGCCGCGUCGAGCGCUCCACUCUCCGAGCCGUUCCAAUAACGCAAUCGUACGCACACGACUUUACCGAACGCAUUUACGAUCUAUUUAAAGCUUCCUCAAAACUCUCACGCACUGUUUCAAUUAAAUUCAAUUUUAUUGAAAUAUUCAAUUGAUCAAUAAUUUAUAUUUGUUGCCGAGGCAUCAAAUUUCGUAUUAUCAAACACGUGUUUAUAUAUAGUUACCGGACAAAACGCGGUAUCGCCUGAUCCACGUUUUUCACUGCUAGUGAAUAAAUUAGCGGCCUUAGCGUCGCCGGUUGCGUGAAAUUUCACUUUUUACCGGCAAGGACUGUCUCACCAUGUCUACGGGUCUAGCAUGCCGCGCCAAGUGGAUCAUUGAUUCGAGUAAACUACAAUGAAAGUGCACAUAUACAGUGGACAGUUGAUAUCUAUAUCGAAUUAUAAACACAAAAUAUAAUAACACUUGUUGUCUUGAACACAAGAGCCAAAAUUUGGUAGUAUGAAGAUUCCAUAGAGAGAAACUGGGAAUAGAGGCAGCAUUGGUACAAAACAUGCGUGCUAGUGGCUGCCGAGGAUUCAGAAAAAUGGAUAUGCAGUGUUCGAUAUUUAAACUACUACUAUUUCAAAUGGUGGUCGUUCGGUGCACUGCAAGACUACUACCCGCAAAUAUGCCGAGAGUGGAGUUAAGGGGUGAUUUAAAAGAAGAAGUUCAGGAUAGCAUAAGAAACCUUAUACAUACUGGUAUCUACUCACACAAACACCUGGACACGUCACAAGUGCAGGUGGUGGCGCCCGUGAAGGUGACGUGGGACGGCGAGCUGGUCUCGCACGUGCUCAGCCACGCACACGAGCACGGGCACGCGCGUGCUCGCCGGGACCUGCACGCUACAGAGCACGCGCUGCCCCACUCGCUGCACUACAACCUCACGGUCGACGGACGGGACCUCAGGCUGGACCUGAGGCCAUCCGUAACAUUCAUCACGCCAGCGUUAGUGGUAGAGCGACACAGCGUGCGCGGGCGCACGCGCGAGCGGCCGCAGGAGUCGGCCACCGCUUGCCACUACACCGGGACGGUCAGGGGACAACCCGGCUCCGCGGUCGCUAUCUCCGCCUGCGAUGGCCUGGCAGGUCAACUUCGAACGGAGCAUGGCGAAUAUUGGAUAGAGCCCUCAAAACACAAACCCACCGAUGGAUCACCAGGUCAUCCACAUAUUAUAUUUAAGAGAUCUGCCGUCGAUAAAGUAAAGGCAUUCCAUAGAAGAAAAAGAGAAGUAGAACAUGGGAGGAGCAACUCUUAUACAAAUUUAAGUAGCAAUAAUAACGAAAAUAAAAUGAAACAAAACUAUAGAAGAGCCCAGAAAGAAAUUAAAGAUCGAAGACGACGUAAAUUUUUAGAAGGUAGACGAAGACGACUAGAGGCUCUGAGGAAUGAUCCAGCAGCUUAUAGGAGACAUAAAAAGAGACUGCGAAUGGAAGGAAGAAGAUUGCAACCGUCGUCGGCAUCGGCAUCCUCAUCAAGAAGUGUCUCUGUAGAAAAUAGUAAAUCGCUAGAACAGGGAGCGAAGGUUAAAAGUCGUCCGCAUCACAAGCGAAAAAGAAUUCAAAAGAAUUGCGCUACCAAACAACCGUCUUACCAAUGGAAAGAGAGAAAUUUCAAAACGGAAUCCGAAGAUUCUAAAAAGGAUCGAAAUAAUAAGAAAAGCAACCGAAGUCAAGACAAGCAACAGAACAGACAUAACGAUCCAUUGAAACGUGCACAACGCUCGGUCAGUAAACCGCGACACGUUGAAGUAUUACUUGUCGCCGAUAAGUCUAUGACCGAGUUCCACAAACAAGGCGAAUUGGAAAAGUAUCUACUCACGAUUAUGAACAUUGUAUCUUCACUGUACAUGGAUCCGUCGAUAGGAAAUUAUAUAAAGGUUGUCGUGGUGAAAAUUGUACUCGUAGAAGAAUAUCGCGCAGCACCUGAUUUGAACAUUACGACGAAUGCAGAUGACACGCUGUCAUCGUUUUGUCGCUGGCAACAUCAGCUCAACCCUCAGAAUGACAAAGAUCCCCAUCACCACGACGUGGCCAUACUGGUCACGAGAGAGGACAUCUGCAGCCAACACGACACUCCUUGUAGCACUUUGGGCGUGGCGCAUGUUGCCGGCAUGUGCAAGCCAGACCGCAGUUGCUCAGUCAACGAGGACAACGGGAUCAUGCUGGCGCACACCAUCACUCACGAGCUGGGCCACAAUUUCGGCUUGUACCACGACACUGUGAAGAUUGGCUGCAACAGGCGGGAAGGCGCCACGCUCCACAUCAUGACACCCAUCUUUGAAGCCGACACCGUACAAGUGGCCUGGUCUAGAUGCAGCAAGCGUGACGUCACUAACUUUCUAGAUGCCGGACUAGGCGAGUGCUUGAGCGAUAGGCCGUCGCAAGAAGAACCAUACGUGUACCCAGAAGUACCAGCUGGAGUAACAUUCGACGCAGCGUCGCAGUGUCACCUACAGUUCGGCGCGGAGGCGGUGGUGUGCGCUAAGCCGGAAGAGCUGUGCGAACAUCUGUGGUGUUUCGUUAACAACACGUGCAAGACCAUGCUGCGGCCCGCCGCGCCCGGCACCACGUGCGGCGAGAACAUGUGGUGUCAGAAUCUAACGUGCGUGGCCCGAACCCCAUCACCGGUGCCCCGUAACGGUGGCUGGGGGCCUUGGAGCGAGUGGAGCGAAUGCUCGCGAACCUGCGGCGCCGGCGUCUCCACCCAGUCGCGGGAGUGCAACAACCCUGAGCCUCUCAACAACGGCAACUAUUGCAUCGGAGAUAGAAGUCGAUACAAAGUGUGCAACACCGAUCCGUGCCCUAUCAACGAGCCGACGUUCAGGGAAGUGCAGUGCGCGAAGUUUAACAAUAUGGAGUACAACAAUGAAACUAUCACGGAGUGGAUACCCUACAUAGAUCAAGAUAGGCCGUGCGAGUUACAAUGCGUGCCUCACAACAGGAACGACGUAGAAAUGAUAGGAGUUUUCGUAGCCGACGGGACGCCUUGCAGACAGAUCAUCGGUGCCAGGGAUAUGUGUAUUGCUGGAAUAUGCUACAAAGUUGGCUGCGACUGGAUCGUGGACUCCGACGUCGAAGAGGACGAGUGCGGCGUGUGCGGAGGAAACGGAUCAGACUGCAAGACGGUGCAGGGGAUCUAUAAUAAGGACACCACGAGACAAUCUGGAUUUAGUGAGGUUGCGGUUAUACCAGCUGGUUCGAGAAAUGUGAAAAUUCAAGAGAAAGUCAGCCCGGGAAAUUACAUAUCUAUCGGCAGCGCGAAAUCGAGGAAAAUAUAUUUGAACGGAGCAAGAAAUGCCACACUAACGGAAUAUUUCGUAGCAGGAACCCAAGCGAUCUACGAGCGCGAUCGCGAUUGGGAAAAAGUUCGAAUCGUUGGACCUUUGACGGAAGACAUUAAAGUUUAUCAACGUAUCUUCCGCGGCAAGCACCGCAACCCCGGCGUAGCGUACCAGUACACGGUGGACCAGCCGAAGGCGCACGGCAAGCGGUACGCGUACCGACUGUCCGACUGGUCCGCAUGCUCCGUGACAUGUGGAGUGGGCCGCAUGCAUCGGUAUUACACGUGCAUCGACGAACAUCAUCGUCAAGUGGAGCAGUCGCAGUGCUAUCACAUCGAGCAGCCGCGGCACGAGGCUCUGAUGCAGCUGUGUCGGCAGCCCGCCUGCACGCACUGGUGGGUCGGCGCGUGGAAGUCCUGCGCACCGUGCCACAUGCCGGGCGAGGAAGCGACUAAACAACGGAACGUCCACUGCGUGAAUAAAAUAUCAAACAACGUCGUCAGUGAUUCAGAAUGCGAUUUAGCGAUAAAGCCAGUGAACGCGAUCAGGUGUCCCGAAGUACCGGCCUGUUGAAGAUAGCUUGCUGGAAAAACUGGAAUUUUGAUACACAUGGAUAGAAACCUAUAACUUGGAUAAUAAGGGGAUGCCAUGCCUAGCAGCAAGUUUGAUCCAUCCCCAAAAGUGUAGAAAUCAAUUUAAGGUUGCAUACUUAGUGGUAGAUAUAUGCACUUGAAUUGUGGGACUUUAAAAUUCAAAGAAUUUCAGGUAAAACGUUUACAUGCGAUGUGCAAAAUGCACGAGAGUAUUGUGCAAAAUAAACUUUACUAGGAAUGUGUUUUUGAACGAAUGGGUGAUUAUAUAAAGAAAAUGUUUUGUUUUGUCUUAUAUUAAGAAAGUAGCCCAUCGAAUAGGCAUAUUCACAAAGAUUUCUAUCUAUAAUAAUUAUCAUAGAAGUCUUUGCAUACCUACACUUGCGAAAGCACUCGAAUAUGAUCAAUAUGUGGAGACGUACGAAUCUCGCAGGAUAAGUACCUACAUUAAACAUAACUCUGCAAUUACCACUUACUGCCAUAUUAUUUAAGUAAAAUCUAGUUUUAUAGUCUUCGGCUCUUCGGUUAGUUUAAACGAGUAAUAAAUACAGAAAUCUAUAACAGUAUUAAAGUGGUGUAUGUAUUCUGGUACAGACCAACGUGAAAAUGUUAGUAGAUACUAUGAAAUUUGGACCAAAAAUAUUUUAGAAUUCAAAUUCACGUUGCCAUAAUCGCGGUUACUGCCAAUAUGACAUUUGUAUAAUUAAGUAUUUUUAAGAUUUUUACUAAUAAAAUAAAUUCAUAUUUUUAUACAAAUGAUGUAUUUUUGUCAUAGUAAUAAAAGUGUAUCUAAUAAUUUAGCUAGUCAACUCCAUACUAUUUGUUUUAUUGUUUUUGAAAUCUUCAAAAUUGUAACUACUCCAGACUACCUACUUAUGCGAUUCAUUAACUAUGUCAUUUGGACACCAGCAACAUUUUGUAGCCUUUUUGUAGCCAAUUCUUUUAUAAUUUUUAGGUAACUUUGGAUACUAAUUCAUCUAUUCAUUAUAAAUGCAUUUAUAUUUUACGCUUCUCAUAUUUUAUUUUAUUAUUUAACACUUGUAUGUAUGUUCUUUAACUAAAGCUAGAAAAUAAUAGGUGUCACAUCACAAUAUUAUGUAGGUAGGUGGACGACGAAAUUUAUAUUUUGUAUAACUUGUAACCCAACUCAGUAGAUUGUUUAACUUCUAGAUUUACUACAGCCUUCCUUGAGGAGAACUGUUUACCAACAAAAAAAAAUUAAAAUGAGGGUAUAAAUCAUGAAUCAUUUCACACCUAAUAAUAAAUAUAAUUAAUUUGUUCUUAAAUUAAUGGAAAUAAAUUUGAUUACUAAGCUUAUAACAAUUAGAUAUGGUUAAUAUAAAUUAUGUAACUUUUAUAAUCAAACCAUACAUAAUUUAAAAUAAAUAAGUUAUGAAAUGACAUGCGUUUUCUACCUUCAUUUCCAUUUCUUUGUUGGUACUCAUCAAGAAAGGCUGUAUAGACUCCAUUUCAAUAGAUAAGUAAAACUUUAUAUGUAUAAAAAUAGUGAAUUCGUCAAUUGCCUAUUAUUGGAACAAAUACCGAUAUUUAUUCAUAACAGAGUUGUUUGUGUCCUUUAUGUAUUUCAAGUGAUAAGCAUAAUUAUAAUAAUAGCGUAGUAUUUUUAUUUAUCUUUAUACCUAACUUAAUAUUUAGGUGUAAUCUUGUACAUUAAUUAACUGAUGUUUCAGUUCUAAGACUCGUCAGUGAACAAAUUCGUCGAUCUAUUGAUACACAAUUUUAAUUUUCAAUAAUUAUUUUGAAACUAACCUCUAGUUACAUACGUAAUCGUUUUUUUACACUGGUUUAUUUUUGUUUUCUUUUAUAGUUAUCACACAGGCGUUGUUAGUAUAAUUACAAUUGUGUAUUUAAUUAGAGAUGGCAAAUAAAAUUGUGCAUUGUUUUAAA
This is a messenger RNA of Bicyclus anynana (squinting bush brown), 5855 nucleotides long. RefSeq names its product A disintegrin and metalloproteinase with thrombospondin motifs 7 (gene AdamTS-B). Gene Ontology annotation, molecular function: metalloendopeptidase activity. Gene Ontology annotation, cellular component: extracellular matrix. Gene Ontology annotation, biological process: proteolysis; extracellular matrix organization. NCBI's taxonomy places the organism in Eukaryota, Metazoa, Arthropoda, Insecta, Lepidoptera, Nymphalidae. Bases 586 to 3930 code for a protein of 1114 amino acids. The transcript is spliced from 20 exons. The record is from RefSeq and is a predicted model, not a curated record.